This is a messenger RNA of Cyclopterus lumpus (lumpfish), 1136 nucleotides long. RefSeq names its product amine sulfotransferase-like. The coding region runs from base 101 to 991 and encodes 296 amino acids. Lineage: Eukaryota; Metazoa; Chordata; Actinopteri; Perciformes; Cyclopteridae. Gene Ontology annotation, molecular function: sulfotransferase activity. The record is from RefSeq and is a predicted model, not a curated record. Gene Ontology annotation, cellular component: cytoplasm. The transcript has 6 exons. Gene Ontology annotation, biological process: sulfation.
CGCAGUGGAUUCCUUCAAGUGCUUCUCUUGACGCGUUCACCUGCUUUAGAACAAUUUUAAUAUAAGAAUACUUUCCUGAAUUCACUCUUAUUUACUUUUAAUGUUAGCAUCAAUGGAUUCUCUGGACCUAGUGAGCCCUUGCUUGUUCAAGUAUCAAAAUAAGAACUUUCUGGUCAAGGACAAAUUGCGACCUGCGGACCUUGAUGCUUUGCAGCAUUUUGAAAUCCAUCCUACUGAUAUCUUCCUCGUCACGUACCCCAAGUCAGGCACAGCCUGGAUGCAGCAGAUCCUGGUUCAGAUCAUGGAUGCUGCAAACCCUGACUGGGCAGAAGAUGCUACCAACAGGACAACAGUUCCUUGGCUGGAGGAGAGAACUAUGGACAACCCUUCCAGAGAAAGGCCAGAUCCUCGAAUUUUUGGCUCGCAUCUUCCCCCCAACAUGUUACCUCUGGGAGUGAAAGCCAAACAAAUCAAGGUCGUGUAUGUUUGGAGGAACCCCAAGGAUAUCCUGGUGUCGUUCUAUCACUUUGCCCACAGUUGGGUGUUACUGGACAUCCCUCAGAGCUUUGAGGAUUUCUUUCAGCAGUUCCUGGAUGGUAAUGUUUACAUGGGAUCCUGGUUUGAUCACGUCCAAGAGUAUCAGAACGCACGAGACCAACUGAACAUCCAUUUUGUGCAAUAUGAGAACAUGUUGAAGGACCUCAGAGGGGAAGUUGUGAAGCUUUGUGCUUUCCUGGAAAGAGAUUUGACAGAUGAAGUCAUUGAUCAUGUUGUGGAGACGUCCACCUUCAAAAGCAUGAAGACCAACCCCAAAGCCAACUACAAGGACUUGGUUGAAACCGGCCGCUACAGGACGGAAACCAUGCGUAAAGGUAAAGCAGGUGACUGGAAGAAUUUCUUCACGGUGGCCCAGAAUGAACAUUUUGACAACGUGUUCAAGGAGAAGAUGAGCAACUUGCCGCUGACCUGCAUCUGGGAGAUUAAAGAAUAGCUCCUCUUAAAAUCAGAUGUAACUGCAGCAUCUUCGUUUCCCUCUAUUUUCUUGUCACUGAAGAGUUUUGAGUUCAAAGAACUUGAAGAUGAAUAUAAGAAUUAUAUACGCAUGGUCAUUGUGUUGAUUCUACACCUCUCGUCUA